AUGAACGAAACCGUUGCGAAAUGUUCGCAAGAUGGGGAUGGAGAUCUUCCAUAUACCAUCCCGGAAAUGGUGGUCAUUGCCAUUUUAGCUGGUGCACUUUCAAUUGCCACCGUUCUCGGAAAUUGUAUGGUUAUGAUAUCCUUCAAAAUAGACAAACAACUUCAAACGAUAAGCAAUUAUUUUUUAUUCAGUCUCGCGGUUGCCGAUUUUGCCAUCGGACUCAUAUCAAUGCCUCUUUUUACGGUGUCGACCAUAUUGGGCUACUGGCCACUAGGUAGACACAUAUGCGAUACCUGGUUGGCUUUAGAUUAUCUAGCAAGUAACGCAUCAGUUUUGAAUCUUCUAAUUAUUUCAUUCGAUAGAUAUUUUUCCGUGACUCGUCCACUCACGUACAGAGCUAAAAGAACGACAAGUAAAGCAGCAAUAAUGAUCGCGUGUGCUUGGGGGAUUUCCCUCCUUUUGUGGCCUCCCUGGAUAUACGCAUGGCCAUACAUAGAAGGAAAGCGAACGGUUCCAGAAAAAGAAUGUUACAUACAAUUUAUCGAAACGAAUCAUUAUAUUACUUUCGGCACAGCCAUUGCUGCCUUUUACGUACCUGUUACAGUUAUGUGUACUCUGUACUGGAGAAUCUGGAGAGAAACUAAAAAACGACAAAAAGACUUACCUAAUUUACAAGCAGGAAAAAAAGACUCGAGUAAAAGAUCAAAUUCAAGUGACGAAGCUGUCGAUUUAGAAGACUGGAAGAGAACAAGGUCUGAAUCGGGAGUCGUCGCCUCGGAACUUGGCGAUGGAACUUCCGGAUUAAAUGCAACAAAUUUGGAAAAUCAAAAUGCCGCACAAAAAAGGGCUGCGAGACCAUUCACAUGGGCAUGGAUAAGAGAUUGGUGUAUAUCAUGGUGGCAUGCCGGAAGAGAAGAUGACGUAGAAGAAUACGAAGAUACACCGAGCGAUAUGGGUUAUGCAACGCCGGUUUCCGUUGAAACACCUUUACAAUCUUCCGUUUCGAGGUGCACUUCUCUAAACGUCAUACGUGAACCUUACGCACAUUCAUUUGGAAAUUUUCAACCGGCGACGCCGAGAUCUCAUCACGUCGUACAUCAUAAUUUUGAUUCUCGUAGCCUUCCAACAGCAAACAGACUGACAUCAAGAUCCCUCUCGAAUGAUUCUGUGUACACGAUAUUGAUCCGUCUUCCUUCAGAUUCUGCUGGAUGUAAUGGUAACGGACCAGCGGACGGUCCCUCCAUAAAAAUGAUAGAAAAUGAAAAUCCACUGCCAAUCAAGAGUAAUGCAGAUUGUACGGUUGGAUUUCCAACGAGUCCGGCAUCGGGACACGGUAGACGUUUAUCGCAAAUGCCGGAUGUUAAAAUAUCGACCAAUUUAAAUAAAAAUAUUGGAAAAUCCGGUGGUGCGAGUAAUUCAAAAUUACACGUUGUUAACACCGCACCCAUUGUUAAACAUCAUCAGAAAAAAAAGAAAAAAACGCAGGAGAAAAAACAAGAUAAAAAAGCGGCCAAAACACUGACUGCCAUUCUUCUUUCAUUUAUAAUAACAUGGACGCCCUACAACGUACUCGUUUUAUUGAAACCCGUGACGACGGGUUAUGCAUGCAUACCCCAACAACUUUGGGAUUUUUUUUAUUAUCUUUGCUAUAUAAAUAGCACAAUAAAUCCCGUUUGUUACGCACUUUGUAACGCAUCUUUUAGACGGACCUAUGUUAGAAUACU
Molecule: messenger RNA, 1724 nt
Organism: Pediculus humanus corporis (human body louse)
Lineage: Eukaryota; Metazoa; Arthropoda; Insecta; Psocodea; Pediculidae
Product: Class A Rhodopsin-like G-Protein Coupled Receptor, GPRmac1
Exons: 8
Biological process (GO): chemical synaptic transmission; adenylate cyclase-inhibiting G protein-coupled acetylcholine receptor signaling pathway; G protein-coupled receptor signaling pathway, coupled to cyclic nucleotide second messenger
Cellular component (GO): plasma membrane; dendrite; synapse
Molecular function (GO): G protein-coupled acetylcholine receptor activity; G protein-coupled serotonin receptor activity
Source: RefSeq, a predicted model, not a curated record